AUGGAGAGAUAUCCCGUGCUGCUCGAGGGCAGCGACGACGGCGUCCCUGAAGCUUGCAAAGCUUGGCAGACUCCCAAGUGCGCUCCGGUCGUUGCCAUGGGCUCGCAGCCAUCUUGCUGCGCUGGUCAGGAAGACGUGCAGGUGGAAAAUGUAACGUCUCUGCAACAUCAAGUGUCUGAGGGGGGAAGUGAAGAAGGAAAGGAUGCCGACGGUGGCAUUCAGUUGAGCAACAUGUCCAUCGACUUCCGUCACAUGACCACCACAUCUGCGUUGACGAUAGAGGCGGACCUGUUGAGGGGCAUAUCGCUCGCCAAGACAUUGCGGAACUUGGGGAGGCUUUGGCGCACCUCUCCUGCAGAUCUGAAGGAGUCGGAUCGUGCUUCACUGUGGCAGAAGUCUGGGCGAGUCGAGAGGCUGGACAUCUUCAUUUCCCAUACUUGGCGGACUUCGGGUAGAGUGAAGUCGCUUGCUCUUCUCCUGCACAGCGGUUGGCCCGUGAUACUGCUAGUCUAUCUUCUUGCAGCUGCGGCAGCAGUGUUGUUUUCUGUGCUUGAAGUCUUGCCACUGCCCUUUCACCGCCCAGAGCAUUUCCUGGCGGCUGAGUAUCAGGUCGCUCGUGGGGUUUGGGUCACUCUCUUCACUGUUGUGGCCAUGCCGAUUGGCCUUGCCAUCUCUCCUUAUCUGCGUUUGAGGGCUGAUCCGUGUUGCUUCCUGGAUGUGGCUUGCAUUCAUCAAGCAGAUCUCGAGCUACAGAGGAAGGGGGUCUACGGCCUCGGGGGAUUUUUGGCGGCUUCCCGAGAGAUGCACAUUCUAUGGAGUCCUCCAUACUUAGAUCGCCUGUGGUGUGUCUUCGAAAUUGCCGCCUUUCGAAAAGCAAACCCAGAGGGCAAAGUUGUGGUUCGGCCGCUCUUUGUGGAAAUUCAAGCCUUGUGGUGGCUACUAGGUUACCAUAUAGCGGGGUGCAUCACAGCCGUCUGGCUGAAUGUGGACUUGCCGUGGGGUGGAAUCUCCUAUUUGGUAGCCAGUUCUCCCUUCAUAUUCAUAUGCCACCGGAACCGCAAGCACAUGCGGGAGAAGCGCGAGCUGUUCCAGCACCUGCAGCAUUUCCGUUUGGAGGAUGCCAAGUGUCGCAUGGCGUCUGACAGGGAGUUUAUCCUUGCCUCAAUCAAGCAAUGGUAUGGGAGUGAGGAAGCAUUCGUUGAGUAUGUCAGAGGGCCACUUCAGCAAGAGCUUCUUGAGUCCGGGGCAGACAUUCCUUUGUCCUAUUGCCUACUCAUGGUUUUAGCUUUCGUCAGCUUAUCGCUUGACACCAAGACGGGGGUGAUCAUAGCACGCGUGCCGCUGUCGCCACAGCUGCCACAUUUGAUGGCUCAUGACAUUGGCUAUAUAUGUCUCUGGUUUAUGCUCGGGUUGAAAAUAUCCUGGAGAUUGACAGAGCGCUUCGCUGCUGCAACGUCCAACCGCCUAUUGGACUUUGCCGUGUCUUUUCUUUUGUAUCUCAUGGGCUUUCUGGGCUGGUCAUGGGUGGGUGGAGAGCUGAUGCUUGUGGCUUUGACAAGUCUUUGGUUAUCGAUUGCGUGGAUUCUAGCUAUGAUUGCGAUCUUGACGGCGAUUCACUUCCGCUUGUUCACCAGAGCUCCUCCACAGCAGUUGCCACAACAGCCGUCGCUUCCGCAGCAGUUGCCUCCGGUGCCUCCGCAGCAAGCUGAGGAUGGGAGAACGUGA
Molecule: messenger RNA, 1725 nt
Organism: Symbiodinium sp. CCMP2592
Lineage: Eukaryota; Dinophyceae; Suessiales; Symbiodiniaceae
Source: the annotation of a GenBank genome assembly